This is a messenger RNA of Pteropus alecto (black flying fox), 1563 nucleotides long. It is a transcript of the gene LMNTD1, whose product is annotated as lamin tail domain containing 1. NCBI's taxonomy places the organism in Eukaryota, Metazoa, Chordata, Mammalia, Chiroptera, Pteropodidae. Gene Ontology annotation, cellular component: cytoplasm; nuclear envelope. The record is from RefSeq and is a predicted model, not a curated record. The transcript is spliced from 10 exons.
AUGAAAGACACAUAAGCCAUUCUGGAAACUUCAGGGACCCUUCAGAGUGAAGUCCAUGAGCAGAAAGAUAAAAUGAAGAAACAAGCACAAAGAGAAGGUACACAUGUCGACCUCCAAAGGACACAGACAUCUUUAGUACAUUUUUUUCCAACUGAAGCAGAUUCAAAUAUCACAAUACUGCCAUUGUCACGGUUUUUAUCCUAUGAAACUCCUCUCAGUUACAAUCUGUCUAGCCCUCAGAUUAGUGGAGUAAGUGUACUUACAUCAACAACUGCGUUAAAGUCUCCAAAAUCAACUAUAGUGAACCAUUGCCAGUUAGAAAGCAACUUAGGAGUCAGCAGAUUCGUAAGUGAAAAGACUCUGUCGGUUCAUGCUUUUGAGCCAGCUGUGACUGGAGAAGGGGAGGAUUAUUUCCAAUCUUUGUUUGGUGAUCCAAAGAAAUUUCUUGCACAGUCAUUCCAAACCGAGAAAGGCUGGAAGCACUUUUCUAUGAUUCUUAAAGAAGUGAGCCAAUCUAGAUCCAGUGCUAUUGGAGACAUUAAAAUAGCUGAAGUGAACGCCAUGGGUUUAUUUGUGAAACUCAUUAACUCUUCCCAUGACAAAGAAGUGGAGAUUGGAAAUCAUAUUCUUCAGCAAAAUGUGAAUGGACAAAGAAUCUCUUUGUACCAAUUCCUUCCAAGUAUCAUAAUGCAGGCCAAUUCCACAGUAACAGUCUGGGCAGCAGCAUCUGAAGCAAAGCAUCAGCCACCAUCAGAUUUUCUUUGGAAGGAAGAAAAUAAGUUUAGAACAAGCCCCAAUUGUACAACAAUCCUGUGCAAACCUAAUGGUGAGGCCAUUGCCUGGUAUACUCCUAUUCAUUGGAAGCAAGCAUGGGAGAAAUUAGAGUCUGAUAUUGAAUUUGAGAGAGGCUCAAUAGUAAGUCCAACAUCUCAAAGGUACGUGUUUUAUUGGCCAGAAGCUACAACUUCAACUAAAAACAACCAAGAUCAAUUGAAGAAAGAAAGCUCAAAAUCUCAGAUGGAACCAGUUCACAUUUUUCUUAAGAGAGAAAAAGAAGUCCCACCAACCCUUUUUCCCAAUCACAGCCCUUGGUGCCACAGUCCCAAUGUCCCUCCCCAUCCCUACUGUCCUUUAGUUGAACCUCACAACACCAGCAUGGCUAGAAGCAACUUAAAGAGACGGCUCAGGCCUCAGUCAACCGAGACUGGUCCAGCCAAGGGCUUUGAAGAGGAAUCCAAAUUUCCAGAUCAGCAUCAGGGCAAGAGCGAUUUUAAGGGGCUAAACUCCUACUACUCUUGGCACUUCACCCCAAGUCCAAGUCGAAGAAUCAUUACUCUAACCAUCUUAAUCCAGAAGGCAGAACAUAGUAACCACAAGCAGAAAAACUGUAGGGAACUACAAGGAGCUCGGAGUGGAGAAAAAAGCAAACUGACAAAUGGAGGUCCCUGCACUUCUACUCCCACCAUUGACUUUGCACCCUUCUGGCUAGAACUUUAUACCACAGUGAAACUCUAUUUUAGUGUUACUGCUAUUGAGAACAGGCGUAAUACAAAACCACCUUAG